Messenger RNA from Serendipita indica DSM 11827, 945 nucleotides. The record is from the annotation of a GenBank genome assembly. NCBI's taxonomy places the organism in Eukaryota, Fungi, Basidiomycota, Agaricomycetes, Sebacinales, Serendipitaceae.
AUGAGCGGAGCAACGCCAGCACCAGAUGCGUGGAUUCCCGUCCUUCAAGAGAAUAUGAACCAAGGCGACAUUCUUCGAGAGAUUCUUCACGAGCUCCGAGAACUGAAUUCGCGAAGCCGACUCGCAGCUGAGAAGGAAAUCGAUCCAAGUGGUGAUCCCAUUCAAAAUCAAACAUUCACCACGUUUAGUGCAGCGUUACUGGCGUAUACGAACCGUCCGGGACGAUCAAACGAAAUCGCGGCCAUGUCCACUAUAGCUAUCUUUGUUGCGGGUCUUGGAGCAGCAUUGCUCGCAUAUGGCUCCCAAGUCUUCAGCACACGAGGUGGCUACAAGGUGACGGACACACUUGUGACUGCCGGAUUUGCGUUUGGCACAUUUGUGUGCCUGAAGGUUGCCGUGCUCAAUAUGAGUCCUGUGGGACAAGGCACCGUUGGGUCCAACCCAGAGGCAAUGGAUGAACAACGAUUACUAUAUUUCAAGACUCGGGGCGAAAAGUUUCAUGGACAACAGAUUCCAAAGGUCAACAUUGAAGAAGGACGACGAAAAAAAGGGAUAUCCACAAGCAAUCGACCGCUAGGCCUCUCGGCGUCGUUCCGGUUAUCGAGGACAUUUACGGACGAAGAUGAGCAGGAACACAACGAACGCCUAAUGGCUGCGUGUCCACCAUUGGACGCUGCAGAAAUGCGGUUCGUGCGCAAGAUGGAUCGCGGGUUCGGCACAAGGAUGGGGCAAGCCUCGGUUCUGUUGCAGUUGGGCGGCGCUGCGGUGCUGGUAUCGCUCCUUAUACUGGCGUGGGCAGAGAUGGGCAAGGCGACUGCAAUCCUGCUUACAUGCACGCACUUUCUAUUCUCCGCGAGUUACACACAGGCAUACUUCCGGCAGCGAGGAAGCCGGAAAAAGAUCAUGAAGCGGUACCAAACUGAGGAAAAGCAAUCUAACGAAUAG